UCCAGCAUUCGGACUCAACAAUGAACGAAAUAAGAACCCAGGAAGAAGGGCCCGAGGCCAAACGCAGGAAGAUUCGCAAAGGCACUAGAAGCUGCUGGGAGUGCAAGCGGCGGAAGGUCCGUUGCAUCUUCACUUCGCCCGCGAACAUUGUCUGCGAUAACUGUAGACGACGGGGAACGGGAUGUAUCAGCCAGGAACACCCUGAUCCUCCGGCGCCUUUCGUCAGCAGCAAUCAUGUAGAAACUCGGCUCGGCCGGGUGGAAGAACUUCUCGAGCAAUUGGUCCACAAAGGGGACACCGCGCAUGCCCUACACUACUCCCCCGAAGAUCUCUCCGAGGCUCGGUCGACCUUGGUGACACUAGAUGAAGUUGAUAGGACAGAGCUAGCGUCAUCGGCAAUCAACACGCCAACUUCUACCGACUCAGGCCGCAGGGUGAGGCCCGCAUCGCCAGCCGUCGCCAGGACCAAAUCCCUAGACGGGCAAGUCUCCGGCAAGUAUGAAAAUUUGGUCCGGGACCUUAUCGUCGCCUGGCCUAACCAACGUGAUCUUAAUAUCAUCUGCAACCUUCCUGUUGGACUUUCAGCGCAUCUGCACCCGGCAAUAUGCUCUCCCAGUUAUAGCUUUACGGGCCAGGACCCGCCAUCACCGCGGGAGAUGCUGCAAUUGCCCCCGCCAAGUUCCCAUCCGGUACUGAUCGCGCGGAAGCUCCUGGUGCUGGGCACGUUUCUACAGGGCGUCCUUCCGUCUGCGAUGCAGAGCUUACGGGACCAGGGCGCAUCCUACCGUGAUCUUAUGGCAAGAGUUGUUGAUAGAGCAAUCAGGCUAGUGACCACCAAUGACGAGCUCAUCGGCUCUGUCGAAGGCAUUGAGUGCAUUUUGAUCGAGGCUAUGUACCAGAACUAUGCCGGGAAUCUCCACCAGGCAUGGAUGGCGAUGCGCCGAGCGGCCGCUAUUGCGCAGAUGAUGGCACUACACCGCGGUCUCGAUUCGCGGUCCCUGAAAAUACUCGAGCCUGAAGCCAAGGCUUCUUUUAACCCGGACCACAUCUGCUUUCGCCUGGUGGAAAUGGACCGCUAUUUGUCACUCAUGCUCGGCCUGCCACCAGCAUCACUUGAGGCCCGUUUUGCCACUCCAAAGGCAUUGGAGGGAUGUCAUCCAAUUGACCGUAUACAGCGCAUCCAUUGCGCCGUUGCUGGACGCAUUCUGAGGUGCAACGGGACUGACCUAAGCAGCCUUGCCAGAACCCACGACAUUGACAGGCUACUGCAGAAAGCCGCCGCAGAGAUGCCGCCCCAGUGGUGGCUGAUUCCGAAUUUUGUGUCUAGAAAUAACGAUCGUGCAGAGCUACAGGCCGAUAUGGUUCGCCUCAACGCCCAAUUCGCUCAACAACACUUGCUCUUACGGCUACAUCUGCCUUAUAUGCUGCGCUUCCCAUCCGACCACCGAUAUGAUCACAGCAAAAUCACCACCGUCAAUGCUAGCCGCGAGAUCCUAUCUCGGUACGCAACCUUCCGCACCGCAAACCCUGCCCACUUCUACUGCCGUGGAAUCGACUUUCUUGCCUUUGUUGCCACCACCGUAUUGUGUCUCGCCCACAUAGAGUCGCACGGCCAGCGCCACCAGCCCUCGCAAACUCCGAACUUUAGCACUAUCUUCAACUACCUUGCUCACAGCCGCCCCAGCGAUCGUGGAACGAUGGAGCGCACCCUCGAGAUUAUGGACUCUAUGGCCCGGACUGGCACUGAUAUGAUUGCCUCUAAGCUUACCCGCAUCAUCCAUCAUUUGCUCACCGUGGAGGCGGCAGCCGCCAACGGCACUAUAUACAGUGCGAGCUCAUGCAAAGGAGACGGGGGAGAACUCGAGUAUGAUGGCAAGAUGACCGACAGCGGCACUUCGCUGCAUAUAUAUCUCCCUUACUUUGGGACAAUAAAGUUCGAACGUGGCUCCAUCUCAACUUCUGCUUCCACGGCAUUGACAAAGACCCAGCUGGGCGUCUUGACCCCAUCGGCUACGGAUAGAUCACUCGAACACAAUGAUCUCUCGCUAUCUACGUCUAACUUUCAUAUCGGCAACCAGUUGGUAUCUCCUAAUUCACAUUUGCAAGAUGGCCAGCUGUUAUCCUCGCAACACCCCUCUGCGACAGAUGAAGUGCCUUGCAUUUCCAGCUGUAACCUGGAACCCAAUCAACUACCGAUCCCACCGGAGCUUUCCGGUGUAGAUGAAUGGGGCCUGCAGGAUGUUGACGUCGCCAUCUUUAAUAGCCUUUUUCGUGACAUAGCCAUCCCAGAUGCGGUUGAGGAGGAGACUUGGGCGCAAUGACUAGGCAUGGCCUAGUAGGAGGCUCUCGAUGAUAUUCAUAAAGUUUUCGUCGUUGACACGUAGAAAUGUCUAUCAAGAUAGCCACUGAGAAGUUUUCCUACAUAUCGCUAUAGCUCUCGAAGUGAUUACUAUAUGUUUCUAUACGAAGAUGGGUUGGAGCAAUUGCAGCGUUUCAUAUUCUUAUAUUGAGCAUGCUGUUCACUCAACUGUGAAGGUAACUAAGUAUCCUUCCGCCGGCCUACAAAUUAUUAAGAGUCAUUGUCCGUUGACCAUUUGAAGUUCGCGAUUUUUGUAUAGGUGGGUAUUGGAGCGGGAAGAGGAAAGGAAGGAGAGCGUUGCGCGGAGCUACAACUUGAACUCAUAUGUCCGCAUUAUUUUGUUUCUAUUUUAGCAAGCUUUACCUGCUGAUAUCUCGAGUUGGGUCAUAAAUCGACCACUCUUUUAUGUACUUUCUAACAGACAUGUAUGCUUAGUUUACGUAGACUGGUUCGUGGACUAGGUUACUGCACAUGCUG
This is a messenger RNA of Aspergillus alliaceus, 2836 nucleotides long. RefSeq lists its product as uncharacterized. The transcript has 2 exons. Lineage: Eukaryota; Fungi; Ascomycota; Eurotiomycetes; Eurotiales; Aspergillaceae. Gene Ontology annotation, molecular function: zinc ion binding; DNA-binding transcription factor activity, RNA polymerase II-specific. The record is from RefSeq and is a predicted model, not a curated record. Gene Ontology annotation, biological process: regulation of DNA-templated transcription. The coding region runs from base 21 to 2321 and encodes 766 amino acids.